Messenger RNA from Galdieria sulphuraria, 1714 nucleotides. Its product is annotated as N-acetylglucosaminyltransferase. Gene Ontology annotation, cellular component: membrane. Bases 54 to 1691 code for a protein of 545 amino acids. The record is from RefSeq and is a predicted model, not a curated record. The transcript is spliced from 3 exons. Gene Ontology annotation, molecular function: glucuronosyltransferase activity. Lineage: Eukaryota; Rhodophyta; Bangiophyceae; Galdieriales; Galdieriaceae.
AUUCAUGUUUUGAUUACUAAAAGGCAUAACGUAUUUACAAAGCUGUCCUUAUCAUGAAUGUUUUUCACAGAAAGGGAAGAAACUCCAAAAUUCGCACUAUCUGUUUGGUCUCUCUUUUUCUAGCUGCUUCCUUUCUGUUGGGACUUAUUGCAGGAACUACCAUAGGGAAGAUAUCAGAACAAAUUUUUACUAGACACUUUUCAGAGAACAGCUCGGAACUUGUAUUGUCAUCUUUUGACGAAGCACUGGAUGAGGUUGGCAAUCAAUGGAAGUAUAAUAAUAGCGAUAAUAAUGACACAGACCUGAAUAACAAACAGAAACCAGUUGAUGCCUAUACAGCCACAGGAAUUUUGUAUCGAUUGAAAAGAAGUAUCAACAUAUUUUGGUUAUGGUUGAAGCAACUAACCACACAGCCUUUACAGAAGGACAAUUCCUUACAAGACAAUACAUCUUCAGCAACAAAGCAUGAUCUCCUUCCAAGAUAUUCUACUCAUUCUGCUCAAGAUACUCGUGGAGAAAGAAAUUUGGCCUAUUUUAUUCAAGUCUCUUCAUCAACUGUCCAAAGACUUGACAAAUUAUUGGGUGCUUUGUAUCAUCCUGACAAUGUAUAUGCCAUUCAUUUAGAUAAGAAAAUUCCAGAAUUGUUAAGAAGACAAGUGAUGAGACGAAUUACAUCGAAUGAUUCUUAUCGAGAUAAUGUUUACUUUAUGGAGAGUGAACCAGUUACGUAUCGAGGCAUUAGCAUGGUAUUAAAUACCAUUGAGGCAAUGAACUUUUUACUUACCAAAGAUUCCAAGUGGGAUUACUUUAUCAAUCUGAGUGGGUCUGAUUAUCCUCUUGUUUCAGCAACCUUUAUUCGUAAACUUUUUGGUCUUGUACCUUCCAAUCAGUUGAACUUUAUUCAACUUUAUCCUGAAAUAGAAUGGUCAGAUGAAGCAACUCGUUUUCGAAUCGAAACAGUUCAUUUUGACCCUGCAUUGGAGUUCAACGAUGACUUGGUUCAAUCGGAGUCUCUUAUUAGUUUUGGUGUCCAACAUCCAUUUCGUCAAAAGCGCAAUUUUACUUAUGUCAAAUCCGAUUUUUGGAGCAUAUUUUCGAGAGAGUUUUCGGAGUUUAUAGUGCGAGACACAUUUGCUAAGAAGAUGUUGGCAGUGUUUGCAGUUUCAGAUACUUCAGAUGAGGCCUAUUUUGCAACUUGUGCUUAUAAUCAUCCACAUUUUCACUCCACUAUUGUACCUGAAGCAUUUCGAGCUGUUUACUUUUGUCACAAAGAUAUGAAUCCUGCUUGCAAUGGACAACAUCCUUUUACUAUGGAUGAACAAGGUAAUGAAGAAAUAUUUUGGAAUACGCUGUUGUAUUCCAAGGCCAUAUUUGCCAGGAAGUUUUCCAAAAAGGAAAGCCAUUUAAUGCAUCGAUUGGAUGAACUUCGUAAUGGUGGCUUAUCAAAAGCACAAGAUAAUCUUACCAAAAGUUAUCAAAUCAGUGUGCAGUGUCGCUUAACGAAUGCAAUCGUUCCCAUCUUGGAGUCUUUUUUGCAACAGAUUCCGAAUGACAACUCAUGGAGACGAUUGAAUACUUCCUUAGAGAGUUGUCAACAAUGGAAAAAGAGCAAUGAGAUAUUAAGAAAGAAAGAAGAUUCUUUUGUAUCCAUAUCCAACUUCUUUGAUAGUUUGGGAGUUUUUUAUUUCUAAAGAAUAAAGAUGGAAUCAUUUUG